GUGGAGCACAGUCAUCUGAGGUUCCUCGGAAAUGUGACCUUGACCUUGUGGGACUACGGAGGACAGGACGUCUUCAUGGAGAACUACUUCGAGAGCCAGAAGGACCACAUUUCCCGCAAUGUGCGUGUGAUGAUAUAUGUUGCUGCUCUCGCUGGUAACGACCAAAGAGAUGCUGAAGAAGGACUCACCUACUUCAAGAACUAUAUGAAGUCUUUGCGGUCUCUAUCCAAGGAAGCUCAUGUUUACGUCCUCUUCUACAAGUUCGACCUCGUGCCGGAGAACGACCGAGAGGCUCGCUGCGAACAGCAUUACUCUGAGCUGCUCCUGCCAUAUUUCGCUGGUAUAAUCACCCAGAUCUUCUAG
Messenger RNA from Perkinsus marinus ATCC 50983, 363 nucleotides. RefSeq lists its product as hypothetical. The annotation marks the transcript as partial. The transcript is spliced from 4 exons. NCBI's taxonomy places the organism in Eukaryota, Perkinsozoa, Perkinsida, Perkinsidae. Gene Ontology annotation, biological process: regulation of autophagy; cellular response to amino acid stimulus; positive regulation of TOR signaling. The record is from RefSeq and is a predicted model, not a curated record. Gene Ontology annotation, cellular component: Gtr1-Gtr2 GTPase complex; nucleus; lysosome. Gene Ontology annotation, molecular function: GTPase activity; GTP binding.